Molecule: messenger RNA, 924 nt
Organism: Haliotis rufescens (red abalone)
Lineage: Eukaryota; Metazoa; Mollusca; Gastropoda; Lepetellida; Haliotidae
Product: transcription elongation factor SPT5-like
Exons: 1
Coding region: 1-924 (307 amino acids)
Source: RefSeq, a predicted model, not a curated record
AUGGGCAACUCUGAUGCUGGCUAUACAACAUGGGGCAACUCUGAUGCUGACUUUGCAACAUGUGGCAACUUUGACGCCGGCUAUACAACAUGGGGCAACUCUGAUGCUGGCUAUACAACAUGGGGCAACUCUGAUGCUGGCUAUACAACAUGGGGCAACUCUGAUGCUGGCUAUACAACAUGGGACAACUCUGAUGCUGGCUAUACAACAUGGGGCAACUCUGAUGCUGGCUAUACAACAUGGGGCAACUCUGAUGCUGGCUGUACAACAUGGGGCAACUCUGAUGCCGGCUAUACAACAUGGGGCAACUCUGAUGCUGGCUAUACAACAUGGGGCAACUCUGAUGCUGGCUGUACAACAUGGGGCAACUCUGAUGCUGGCUGUACAACGUGGGGCAACUCUGAUGCUGGCUAUACAACAUGGGGCAACUCUGAUGCUGGCUAUACAACAUGGGGCAACUCUGAUGCCGGCUAUACAACAUGGGGCAACUCUGAUGCCGGCUGUACAACAUGGGGUAACUCUGAUGCUGGCUAUACAACAUGGGGCAACUCUGAUGCUGGCUAUACAACAUGGGACAACUCUGAUGACGGCUGUACAACAUGGGGCAACUCUGAUGCUGGCUAUACAACACAGGGCAACUCUGAUGCCGGCUAUACAACAUGGGGCAACUCUGAUGCUGGCUACACAACAUGGUGCAACUCUGAUGCUGGCUUUACAACAUGGGGCAACUCUGAUGCUGGCUAUACAACAUGGGGCAACUCUGAUGCCGGCUAUACAACAUGGGGCAACUCUGAUGCUGGCUACACAACAUGGUGCAACUCUGAUGCUGGCUACACAACAUGGGGCAACUUUGACGCCGGCUAUACAACAUGGGGCAACUCUGAUGCUGGCUAUACAACGUGGGGCAACUCUGAUGCUGGCUAA